Aedes aegypti (yellow fever mosquito) is the source of this 720-nucleotide messenger RNA. Its product is annotated as general odorant-binding protein 45-like. Gene Ontology annotation, molecular function: odorant binding. The record is from RefSeq and is a predicted model, not a curated record. The transcript has 2 exons. The coding region runs from base 1 to 720 and encodes 239 amino acids. Gene Ontology annotation, biological process: sensory perception of smell. Lineage: Eukaryota; Metazoa; Arthropoda; Insecta; Diptera; Culicidae.
AUGAACUAUCAGUACUUGACGACAGGUUUACUGUGGGCACUCAGUUUAGUGUUCCCCGGCGAGUCAACCAGAGGAAAUAUCGUCGAGAAAAGUUUACAGCGGGCCACAUUCGAGUGCAAUCAGUAUCUCAACGCAAGACCGCAGUGUCAAGCUCGGUGUGAAGCUCUGGUGCUUCGGUCCUGGAACGACAGCUCCGGUUUGCAGUACAUCUCGUUCAGCCGCCACUUCCGCCCGGAUCGCAACGAUGUGACUUAUCUGAAUCGCACCCUGCAAUGUCUCGACGAUAGGAUGGCCAAAGUUCCAUGUCAAGCUGUUUGCGCCAAGGCUUCGAUCUACAAGCAGUGCUACUUGGAACAGUGGGGAAACCUCGUUCGAACUCCACAGCUUGUUCCCAUGCCGAAGCUGAUACUCACCAACACAAUUCUUCAGUGUGCCCAGAUGCUACAGGUGAACCCACAAGAGAUGGACUACUUCGCACGCAACAAGUUCGAUGUUUCGGACCGUUCCCGGUGUCUGUUGCGCUGUAUUACUGUACGGCAGGGUUUAUUUAGUGCAGCUGGUGAACCAAAUCUCGAACGUCUGUACGUCCAGUGUGGAGGAUAUAAGGUGGACGAGGCAUCGUUUAAGCACAACGCUAGAGCAUGCGUAGACAGAAUCCGAAUCCAGGGCUACGACAGCUGCAUAUCUGCCAUUGGGGACUUUCUGCAUGAAGUAUGCUAA